UUUCUCCGAUCUUAUCGCAUAAUGUUCCGCCCUCAAAGACUCACAGCUCGGCUGAAUCUGCGCUCAGUACGAUGGAAUUCAACUAGCAGCCCAUCUACGCCGCCUUUGAUGACCAAAAUCAGGACCGACCUUAAGGUUGCUAUGCGUGCCAAAGAUACAGCGAGGCUGAACGUUCUGCGCGCUAUCAUUUCCGAAACGAACAACUCCUUGAAGACCUCAUCCCCAAUCCAAACUGAUUUGCAACUUUUAUCAUUAAUCCGGAAACGUAUGACUGGCGCAAAAGAUGCGGCGCAACAAUUCGCUGAGGCCAACCGGCCCGACCUGAAAGAGUCCGAGGAAAAGAACGUCACAAUUUUGGAAGAGUAUGCGAACCAGGUGGAGACAAUAAGCCUAGAUGAUGUCAGGCAAAUUGUGGCGCAGGAGAUCUCGGUGUUGAAGGAGGCGGGCCAAAAGGUCGAGAUUGGGACGUUGCUAAAGUCAUUAUUUGCUCCGGGAGGUGCCUUGGAUGGCAAGCCAGCAGAGAGAUCAGAGGUCGCUAAGAUUGCCAAAGAGGCUGUUUCUGCUCUCUAAAAACGCUAACCGAGUGGUGUGUAUAUUAGCUACUGUAUAACUGUAAACCUACUUCACUCCAAUAGUCGCAUUGAGCCACGGUCAGGCUCCUUUUCACAAAAACAUGCGAAGAAGUCAGCCCUGAGCUUCGAGC
Molecule: messenger RNA, 703 nt
Organism: Aspergillus nomiae NRRL 13137
Lineage: Eukaryota; Fungi; Ascomycota; Eurotiomycetes; Eurotiales; Aspergillaceae
Exons: 2
Coding region: 22-570 (182 amino acids)
Cellular component (GO): mitochondrion
Molecular function (GO): carbon-nitrogen ligase activity, with glutamine as amido-N-donor
Source: RefSeq, a predicted model, not a curated record